UGCAACUAUCAAACCGAAAGCGGGGCCUUUCUACGCUGAUCCACUACGAUAGUGUCAUGGUCAAUAUCAUGAUUGUAACAUGAUAUAAAAAAAAAGCCUAAAAAAAGUUCCUUGAAAAUGUCACAUAUCACGGGAGAAAGGAGUAUGCAAAAAUAUAUAACAGCAAACACCUACCGAUUCAUCUCCAUUUCUCUAAAAUGGACGCGCGCACGACCGACUUAGUAACCUAUAAAAAUGAUGGAUAUUGGAGUCCAUCGAAUGCUAUCCACAACAAAAGCGGUGAAACGGAGAUAAGGGAUCGGAUCAAGGGUCUUCGUGACACGGCAAGAGCGCUCGGAGAAGUCGAGGAAAGCGAACGAAUUGCAAAAGCUUUUGAGGAUAGAUAUAAUUUGCAGAAUGACAUCCAGGAUCUCCUUGUCCGUGAGCUGAAGGAACAGGAUGAACUAGAGCACGAGACAAAAAAGUGUUUGCGACAUGCCCGCAUGAAAGCAGAUGAGGAGAUUAAAGGACUAAAAAUCAAAUUAGAUAAGAUGAAGAUUGAGAACUCUGACGAAAUUUCCAAAUUGCAAGUGGAGGUCAAGUCGCUUGGAGAGAGUGUUGAGAGGAAAAAAAGUGAUGCGAAGUAUGCUGGAGAAAGAGCAAGCAGAGCAAGACGCGAUCUUACUGCGGCAACAGCUGAAACUGAGAAAGUGGAAGCUCAAAUCGAAGCCUACAAUCAAAGAAAAAUUGAAUUGAGCAACCAAAUCGCGGAAAUCUCGGGCCAUAAGAGCAGCAACAUAAUGGGGAAAACACCGACGAAGGCGGAAUUCACAUCGCACAUGGGUCAGUUUAUCAAUUCCGCGCUGCCGAUAAUGCUCGACGGAGUGCUGUCCCACGAAGAGACGUUAACGAAAUUCAACUCCAGGUUGAGAUGCUGUCUGCAAGACGUAGAAUUGCAAUGCACUCAGCUGAUUAGCUGCACACGGAAUGCCUCGAAGUUAUUGGCUAGCAAUGAUACGGCGCUGCAGCAACAGCUAGAUACCGAACUGCAUAAACUCAUCCUGCAAAACUGGGAUUCGUUUGUAGAGUCUACUACGCGACAGCUGGCCUGUACGCAUCGGUUUACAGACGAAGCACUAAGUUUCUUGGUCGAAGCCAAGCUCUGGCCUAUGCUGUUCCGCGAGUGUCCGGACUUCCACUUGAUAAGCUGGAGCACUAUAGGAAGUGUUGAGUUGUACAACAAGGCUGAGCACAACUUGUUGGAGGAAAUGGAUAUGAAGAACCGACUUCAGAAAGGCGAUCCGUGCACUGUCAUUGUCCCUGGGCUGUCCGCUAGAGAUAGUUCCACGGUUCACAAAGCCGCGGUGUUACCUUCAGCAUAUGGAUUGAAGGGCUGA
Sphaeroforma arctica JP610 is the source of this 1376-nucleotide messenger RNA. RefSeq lists its product as hypothetical. The transcript has 3 exons. The record is from RefSeq and is a predicted model, not a curated record. NCBI's taxonomy places the organism in Eukaryota, Ichthyosporea, Ichthyophonida. The coding region runs from base 198 to 1376 and encodes 392 amino acids.